Zea mays is the source of this 1631-nucleotide messenger RNA. RefSeq names its product transparent testa 12 protein. Gene Ontology annotation, molecular function: xenobiotic transmembrane transporter activity; antiporter activity. The record is from RefSeq and is marked validated. The transcript is spliced from 5 exons. NCBI's taxonomy places the organism in Eukaryota, Viridiplantae, Streptophyta, Magnoliopsida, Poales, Poaceae. Gene Ontology annotation, biological process: xenobiotic detoxification by transmembrane export across the plasma membrane. Bases 84 to 1304 code for a protein of 406 amino acids. Gene Ontology annotation, cellular component: membrane.
GCAACAUAGACGCCGAUGCACCCGUCACCCUGCAAGAAAAGAAAUCUACAGGAAGACUCCCAGCUCGCCGGUGAUCGAGUGGCAUGGAUGUGCCAAACGCAACCGUGGAGGCCGAGCCACUGCUCGUGCCACGCAGGUCCACCGAAGGUGGCUCGGCGGCGGCAACCGAGUCGAAGAGACUUCUCCGGCUCGCUGGGCCACUGGUCCUGAGCUUCAUCCUGCGGAACGCCGUCCAGAUGGUGUCCGUCAUGUUCGUCGGCCACCUCGGGAAGCUCCCCCUCGCCGGUGCCUCCCUGGCCUCGUCGCUCGCCAACGUCACGGGCUUCAGCCUGGUCGCCGGCAUGGCCGGCGCCCUCGACACGCUGUGCGGGCAGGCGUUCGGGGCGCGGCGGUACGCGCUGCUGGGCGUCUACAAGCAGCGCUCCAUGCUGGUGCUGGCGCUCGCCAGCCUCCCCGUGGUGCUGACGUGGGUGUUCGUGGAGCAGCUCCUCCUGGCCAUCGGCGAGGACCCGGACAUCGCCGCGGAGGCCGGCGCGUACGCGCGGUGGCUGAUCCCGUCCCUCGCCGCGUUCGUGCCCCUCACCUGCCACAUGAGGUUCCUGCAGACGCAGAGCGUCGUGGUGCCCGUCAUGGCCAGCUCCGGCGUCACGGCGCUCGCCCACGUCCUGCUGUGCUACACGCUGGUGUACAAGGUGGGCAUGGGGAGCAAGGGCGCCGCGCUCGGCGCCGCCGUCUCCUACAGCGUCAACUUGGCCGUGCUCGCUCUUUACGUCAGGCUGUCCAGCGCUUGCAAGGCAACAUGGACAGGGUUCUCCACCGAGGCCUUCUCUUUCUCUGGUCUGCGGGAGUACGCGAAGCUCGCCGUCCCGUCGGCGAUGAUGGUUUGCUUGGAGUGGUGGUCGUUUGAGCUGCUCGUUCUUCUCUCUGGGUUUUUGCCAAACCCUAAACUCGAGACUUCCGUCCUGUCAAUAUGCGUCAACACCGCUAUUCUGCUGUACAUGGUACCGCUGGGCCUUGGCACAUCUGCAAGGUGUUCGACCAUCAGGGCUGAACAGAAGAUUGGAUGUGGCAAACAGAAGAUUGGAGCACGCGUAAACCUCGGCGCCUUUUACAUGGUUGGCAUUCCAACAGGGCUGUUGCUUGCGUUUGUGUUCAACCUAAAUGGAAUGGGUCUUUGGCUUGGCAUUGUGUGCGGGAGCAUCAGCAAACUGGCGUUGCUCCUGUGGAUUGCACUGCGCAUAGAUUGGGAGAGCGAAGCUAUCAAGGCCAAGGACAGGGUCCUCCGUUCGUCAGGGCAAACAUAAUGAUGAGGGUCUCCUACCUUUGUCGCAUAAACAUAUGUCAUUUGUCAGGGAUAUUUAGUGGUAAGGAUCCGUUUGGCAUUGCUGAACCACCCAAUCUCAGUCUCAGCUCUACUUCAAAGCCUUCAUCAUGAAGUUAGAGAAGGGGAAAAAAGGCGUGCAACUUUGACGUUAACUCCAGCUACUGCCGGUCCUGCUUUUAAGGGCAUGCGUGUAUUUUUAUACUAUGUUCCAGCAAGUGUGUGUAUUUUUUAUAUACCAUCUAAUUUUUAUUGUCUCCUAUUUUACUUUUAAACUACAACACGAUAAAUAAAAAAGAAUUGAGAGAGU